AUGAUGAGAACCACCCUAAGAAUCAGAGGACACGCGUCGCAUGUUGCUCAGGUUUGCCAGAUGAGGACGGCUGCGAGUAGCGCAGGUACUGCUGCAGCAGGGACAGCUGGAAUAGUAAAGAAAAGUUACAAUAGUACAGAAAGCAAAUCUGCGUUUGCAGCAAAACCGGAGGCUAGCAAUGGAAACGGCAUGAAGGAAUAUUCGGGUAGUCUUAACACCAGACUCGGGGGCACACCUUUGGAAUCCCGCAGCACGCCCACUAAUACUUUGAACGGUAGUCAUAAGCCGGUCAGGGAAGAAAUUGACUGGUACACUUCGUGGUAUGGGCUAGGUAUGAAGCCAUUCGAAUCGCAAGUGCAGAAGGAGCUGGUUCAACCUUUGGAACCUAAGGAUAUCGAAGUCAAACCAGACGGGUUGAUUUACCUGCCUGAGAUUAAAUACCGUAGGAUUUUGAACAAGGCAUUUGGAGCAGGCGGGUGGGGGUUGGUCCCRAGGUCGGAAACUAUAGUAACGUCCAAACUAGUGACCAGGGAGUACGGGCUUAUUUGCCACGGCCAAUUGAUCAGUGUGGCCAGAGGUGAGCAAGACUAUUUCAGCGAAUCUGGUAUACCAACAGCCACAGAAGGUUGUAAGAGUAAUGCCCUGAUGAGAUGUUGCAAGGAUCUCGGUGUCGGGUCCGAGUUAUGGGAUCCUGUUUUCAUAAAAAAGUUCAAAGUCGAACAUUGCACUGAGAAGUUUGUCGAGCAUGUUACCACCAAGAGGAAAAAGAAGAUUUGGUUAAGAAAGGACAGACAGGUCGAGUACCCUUAUAAAUAG
Messenger RNA from Saccharomyces eubayanus, 816 nucleotides. It is a transcript of the gene MGM101, whose product is annotated as Mgm101p. The record is from RefSeq and is a predicted model, not a curated record. The transcript has a single exon. Gene Ontology annotation, biological process: interstrand cross-link repair; recombinational repair. NCBI's taxonomy places the organism in Eukaryota, Fungi, Ascomycota, Saccharomycetes, Saccharomycetales, Saccharomycetaceae. Gene Ontology annotation, molecular function: single-stranded DNA binding. Bases 1 to 816 code for a protein of 271 amino acids. Gene Ontology annotation, cellular component: mitochondrial nucleoid; mitochondrial chromosome.